UCAAGACAUUAAAUCACGUUGCAUUGUUGGAAAUGUAGUUAAAUCCAAUCAAAACAGUGUGUUACAAAACCGUAACAUUGAAUUGCUCACGUAACUAGUUGUAUAAAGGAAAUGCAACGCCCGCUAACGCGUUUUUCAUUGUUCGACUGUUAAAAGGACGUUUCUGUCGUGUAUUUAUUUUUUAGCCGGCUUUAAAUUAGCUCCGACAUUACUAUUAAUUGUAUGCUGCACAGCAUUUGCAGGAGCUCAUCUUUCUUGAGGCAAUACUUGAAAGUUGUCGCCCAAAGUGAUCAGGGACCCACUUCAUUAUUCUCAACAAAGGCCAAGGCAUUCACCUGUCAAGCCAUCAUGUCUGGGAAAAAACGAAAGUCUACAUCUGCUGCUGCUGCUGCUGUUAAAGAGCCCGGUGCUAAGCAGCAGAAGCUGGAUCCCACGAAGGAGAAGGGCUGGCUGCAGGACAGUCUGAAGCAGCAGAGGACAAAGAACAAGCAGAUGAAAUUCAACAGAAAACGCCUCCGCUACAUAUCCAACACUGAGAGGAUAAAGCAGGGCUCAGAGGGUGUCCUGUACUGGAUGUCACGAGACCACAGAGUACAAGAUAAUUGGGCUCUGAUCCAUGCCCAGCAGCUUGCUCUGAAGGAGAAGCUUCCUCUGCACGUCUGUUUCUGCCUGUUUGUCCCAAAAUCAUUGCUGUCCACUCUGAGACAUUACAGCUUCAUGCUGAAAGGUCUGAAAGAAGUCGAAAAGGAGUGCAAAGCCUUAGACAUCCAGUUCCACCUGCUCCGUGGUUCAGCUGGAGACGUUCUCCCCGGCUUUGUGUCUGAUCGAGAACUGGGCGCAGUGGUAACAGACUUCUCUCCCCUCAGAGAGCCACUGCAGUGGUUGGAGGACGUUAAAAAGACUCUUCCAAAAGAUAUUCCCCUCAUACAGGUUGAUGCCCACAAUGUUGUUCCCUGCUGGGUAGCCUCACCUAAACUUGAGUACGCAGCCAGAACAAUCCGUGGAAAAAUCACAAAGCUUCUUCCAGAUUUCCUCACAGACCUUCCUCUUGUAGAGAAACACCCCUACACAGCUGCAAGAACCGCCAAAAAGGUAGACUGGGAAAAAAACCUGGCCUCUCUGCAGGUAGACCGAACAAUAGAGGAACCGGAGUGGGCUAAACCCGGCACCAAGGGAGGAGUCGCCAUGUUGGAGUCCUUCAUUGAUGAACGCCUUAAACUAUUUGCAACCCAACGCAACGACCCAAACGCUGCGGCCCUCAGCCAGCUGUCCCCCUGGAUCCGCUUUGGCCAGCUGUCAGCCCAGCGUGUGGCGCUGCAGGUUCAGCAGUGUGGAAGCUCUGCAGGUCCAGCUGUUGCCUCCUUCAUCGAGGAGCUGGUGGUGCGCAGGGAGCUGACGGACAACUUCUGUUUCUACAACGAAAAAUACGACCGCGUUGAGGGGGCGUAUGAAUGGGCUCAGAAGACUUUAAAGGAUCAUGCCGAAGACAAGAGGGAGUAUCUCUACACACGGGAGCAGCUGGAGAAAGCAAAGACACAUGACAAACUCUGGAAUGCCUCUCAGUACCAGAUGAUCACUGAGGGGAAGAUGCAUGGUUUCCUGAGGAUGUACUGGGCCAAAAAGAUUCUGGAGUGGACUUCUUCACCAGAGGAGGCGCUCUCCAUAGCGCUCUACCUAAACGACCGCUACAGUCUGGAUGGCCAGGACCCCAAUGGCUUUGUCGGUUGUAUGUGGUCUAUCUGUGGCACCCAUGACCAAGGCUGGAAAGAGAGAGAGGUUUUUGGAAAGAUCCGCUACAUGAACUACAAAGGCUGCCAGCGGAAGUUUGAUGUAGCUAAGUUUGAGAGAAAGUACUGUUCCAAAAACCUCUAAAAGCAUCAAAAGUAUACAGUAUACAUCUCCUACACCUUAAGUUCCAGGGAGCGUCUGUAUAUCCUUUUUUUGACUCACUGCCUAUUUUUGUCAUGAACUUUAAAUUGUGUAUGACUUGGGCUGUUUCCUUUACUUAAUAUUCAGGAAUGUGGUUUUUGCUUAUCAAGCUGGUUUACUGUACAGUAUGCAGCAAGCUACGCAUACAGGGCUAUCAACUUUGUUUUAUGCUGCUUUUUUGUUUUUCAUAAACAUUAUUUUACACUUAA
Messenger RNA from Gymnodraco acuticeps, 2138 nucleotides. RefSeq names its product deoxyribodipyrimidine photo-lyase-like. The coding region runs from base 223 to 1872 and encodes 549 amino acids. The record is from RefSeq and is a predicted model, not a curated record. NCBI's taxonomy places the organism in Eukaryota, Metazoa, Chordata, Actinopteri, Perciformes, Bathydraconidae. The transcript has 10 exons. Gene Ontology annotation, biological process: photoreactive repair. Gene Ontology annotation, molecular function: deoxyribodipyrimidine photo-lyase activity.